AAAGGUGCCAAAGAGUGUGUUGACUUUUCCCUUAUUCUCCCAUCCCAAUUAGGCCAUAAAAAUAAAGAGAUAACCUCUGCAAAUACCCCUCUCCAUAGCCAUGAACCGAGCUCAUGUUUGAAGGAGGCUCAAGGAAGAAGAAAAGCUUGGAAUAGAAGAGAAAAACUUAUUAAACUCAAGGUCUUUUACCAAAAUAUUCUAGACUUCUCAAGGAAUCUAGGAGUGGCCGGAAAAGUCGCCGGAGCCGCCGGAGUUUUCGCCGGAAAAUUCAAAAGUUGCCGGAGUUCAAACAAAGAAGAUAAAACCUUGCUAGCGUCAUUUCGAGAAUUAGGAAUUAUGGUGUUGGAAAGGGAGACUUUGAAGUGAAGAAAACAAGAAAUUUGACUGUCCAGGAGCAAAACCCGACCGGGUAGAAAUCCUCACCCGGUCGGGUAGGAUUUAACAAAAGUAAGGAAACUGCCAGACCCGGUCGGGUCCCCUACUUGACCCGGUCGGGUCAGACAUGACCCGGGACAAAACGACGUGCCGAAGAGCACCAGAACGUGGAGAAUAUCUGAUUUUGACAUUUACCCGGUCGGGUAUGCCCAUUUACCCGGUCGGGUAAAUGCCCUAGGGUGUUGAAAACACCUAUAAAUAGUCCCAUUUUCCUUCACUUUUAAUCAAUCCCUUCUUCCAUACUCUUAAGCUCAGUUUAGAAUAGUAUUUCUUUUAUAUUUUUAUAGCAUGUUUAGUCUCCAAAUGAGGAGCUAAACUUCCAUUUCUUGGUGUUGCUCUUGAAGCUUAAUGAUUAUUAAAGUUGUGAGUUAUUUUCUUAACUUCUUCCCUUGAAUAUUAAUUAUUCUCUUAAUCUAUCUAUAUAUUAAUGUUGGGGAGUGUUGCUAAGAUGACAAUUAGUUAACAUCUCGACAUUAGUUAUAGUAGUAUCUAUUUUCUUCCUCUAUAUAUUAAUGUUGGGGAGUGUUGCUAAGAUGACAAUUAGAUAACAUCUUGACAUUAGUUAUAGUAGGAUCAUUCAUAUUUAAUCUUCUUCCUUGAAUAUUAAUUCUUCCCUUAAUCUAUCUCUAUGUUAAUGUUGGGGAGUGUUGCUAAGAUGACAAUUAGUUAACAUCUCAACAUUAAUUACUACUAGAAACGUUCAACGAACCGAUGGUUAAUCGUUGAUGGUUUCACAAGUAAGUAACUUCGGUUUAUUAAUGCACGGUCGUGGUUAAUAAACUUAAGAGGGAUUAAUUUUGUUGGUUAAACCGAAACCGUUGUGUUGAGGUUAUCAAUCUCAAUUGAUUUCAUCAAGGAGUUAAGAGAUUAAAUGCUACUAUCAAGUCGGUAUAUGGCGGUGUUCUAUACUUGACUGAUAGUAAGGGUUAUUAAUGAACGGUCGUUGUUAAUAACUACCCUCGAUGAAUUGGAUAUACUCCUCGAUUGAGUAUUCGAGAGGGGAUAAGUUAUAGAUAUAACAAUGAUCGACUAAAAUGUAUCAACAAGUGGAAAGUAGCAAUGCCAAGUUCUUCUUAUCUUUGAAUUAAAUCACAUUUAAGUCCUUCAUCUUAGUAUUUAAUUAAUUAAAUUCCAACAAUACCAAAACCCCCCUUUUGUUUACUAGUUUUAUAAAAAAGAGAAUUGUUUCCUUUCCCUGUGGAUACGAACUCUACUACGGUAUACUACGUAUAAGUGGUAGUAUUGAAUUUAUUUUGACGCACCGUGACAAAGUGCACGUCAAAUUUGGCGCCGUUGCCGGGGAAAGGCAAUUAAUUUUUCUUUUUAUUUUAUUUUAAGGAAAAAGAUUUUUUUUUUACUUCAAGUAUAAAGAUUUCUAUUUCUUCUGAGCUUUGAAGUAUAUGGUUAAAUAUCGUUCACUGAACGAAAUCACCUACAAAUCAAACCCCGAAAUAGAACAAACUCUCGAGCGGUUGAAGAAUAAAUUCUCAAGCUCCGACUCGGGAGAAUCAUCAAGUGCUAGUUCUCAAUCUAGCGAGAAUGAAGAGCCAAUUACUAUGGCUCAUGAAACGAGAACAUUGAGGGAGCUCACGGCUCCGAAUUUAGAUCAACAACCUCUAUGUAUCACUUUUCCAACUCUUGAUACGGGGGGUCACAUUUGAGCUAAAAUCUGGGCUCAUUCAUCUCCUUCCAUCAUUCCAUGGUUUACGAGGGGAGGAUCCGAACAAACACUUGUCAGAGUUCCAUAUUGUGUCCACAAGCAUGUGCCCCAAUGGUGUGUCCGAGGAGCAAAUCAAACUGAGGGCCUUUCCAUUCUCUCUGAAGGAUACCGCAAAGGACUGGCUAUUCUAUCUUCCUUCGGGAAGUAUCACCACAUGGCCACAAAUGAAGAAGGCUUUUCUUGACAGGUACUACCCCGCUUCUAUUUCAUCAUCACUCAAGAAGCAAAUAAGCAACAUUGAACAAAAAGAUGAUGAAUCUCUAUACGAAUAUUGGGAGAGAUUCAAGAAGCUAUGUGCGAGUUGCCCCUAUCACGGAUACACCGAACAAGACCUCAUUCUCUACUUUUAUGAUGGUCUUGUGGAUCAAGAUCGCCACAUGGUGAAUGCAGUGUGUGGAGGAGCUGAGGCAUUGUCAACAAAACUCCUUCACAAGCGAGAGAUCUCAUCUCGGAGUUGGCCGAGAACUCUAGACACUAUAACGGGCGGUCCUCAAUCCAUAGAGUUAUGGCGGCAGAAUCCAACAACUCGUUGGAAAGUCAAGUGAACGGCUUGACAAGUCAAGUUACCGACUUGACUUCUUUGGUUAAGGAUUUCCUUUUAAAGUCCAAGACCCAAGAAGUCAAGGUCUGCGGUAUCUGUACACAACAAGGGCAUCCCACGGACUCAUGCCCAACUCUUCAAGAAGACACCACAGAACAAGUCAACGCCUUGGGUUUCCAAGGACAUCAACAAUGGAGGUACGACUCAUUUUCAAACUCUUACAAUCCCGGAUUGAGGGAUCACCCAAACUUGAGGUAUGGAAACCCUCAACAAGCCAACCCACCUUCUCAAUCGAGUAUGUCUACGGAAGACAUGAUUCGAACUCUUGCUACGAGCAUGGGCACCUUGCAACAAAACGUGGUGCAAUUUCAACAAGAAACAAAGUCAAGCAUUCAAAAUUUGGAAACUCAAGUUAGCCAAAUUUCGAAUGCUGUGAAUCGACUUGAAGCAAGAGAUUCGGGUAGGCUCCCUUCCCAAACUGAGCAAAACCCAAGGCAACAAGUCAAUGCUAUCAUGCUAAGGAGUAGCCCGGAAUUACAAGCAAGGGAAGUUGAAGAAGAAAAAGAUGAGGUUGGCCACAAAGAGGAAGGGCCAACAAAAACAAAAUUCCCUCCGUUGUCAUCAUAUGAACCACUCCCUCCAUUCCCUGAGGCGCUGAAGGACACAAGGAAGCUGGAGAAUGAUCGGGACCUCUACGAGACCUUCGCCAAUUGUGAGGUAAAUAUCCCACUCUUCAAAAUAAUCAAAAGUGUUCCCCGUUAUGCAAAGUUUUUAAAAGAACUAUGCACAAUGAAAAGAAAAAAUAAAUUGAAAGCAAAACAAGAGGUAAAGGUUAGUGAACGUGUCUCAACAAUUUUUCAGAGGAAACUCCCGGAAAAAUGCAACGACCCAGACAUGUUCACUAUCCCAUGCAAAAUAGGGGACACUUUAUUUCCUAGGGCCUUGUUGGAUUUAGGGGCUUCAAUCAAUGUUAUUUCAUAUUCAUUAUACAAGUCCCUAAAACUUGGCCCUAUGCAUGAUACCGGGGUAGUAAUCCAGUUGGCGGAUAGGUCUAGCACGUACCCAAAGGGUGUCGUAGAGGACGUGCUAGUAAAAGUUGAAAAUUUGAUCUUCCCUGUUGAUUUCUACAUUCUUGAGAUGGAAACCGAUAACCGAGCUACACCCAUCCUUUUGGGAAGACCCUUCUUAAAAACUGCCCAAACAAAAAUAGAUGUGUCUAAUGGUUCAUUAACUUUAGAGUUCGAUGACCAAAAAGUAGAAUUCAACAUCUUUGAUUCUACGAAAAAACAAAUUAAAGAACAAUCCCUUUGUUCUCUAAAUUUUUUUGAACCACAAGCACAAAAUAUUUUUAUUGAGAAAAAGGCUAAGGAAAAAUCUAUUUUGAAGGAAGAAUAGCCUCAAUACGAGUUAGAACCACCUGUGGUUGAGGCGAUAACAAAAAAGAAAUCUCAGCCUUACUGGAAAAGGACAAAGAAGAAAACUGAAAUGUGGCCAAACAUGGCUUUUGAAAACGAAACAAGGGAUGUUCACGAUCCCACAUAAAACAGAAAACAAAAAAGAAAAUAAAAAAUAAUAAUAACGUCGUGCCGCGACAUUAAAUGAGGCGCUUCUUGGGAGGCAACCCAAGUUUGUACUUUGUUUAUUUUCAUUUUUCUUUUGUGUGUGAAAAAACCUUUCAAAAAAAAAAACGGUCGGGCCUCAUAUGACACCCGGGCGGGUAUAAGGUAAAAAUACCCCACCCGCACAACUCACCCGGGAAAAGCAGAAAUAAAAACAAUUUUUUUUAAACCCCGACCGGGUGCAUUAUUUUACCCGGCCGGGUUGUUCGGCUAAAUAGCUACUGCUAGUCCUGGGCAAUUAAACUCGACCGGGUGUUUGCAAAUUUUUCCAACCCGGUCCCUGAAACGCACCACCCGAUCGGGUCACCUUCAUAUACCCGGCCGGGCGUUUUUUUUCAAAAUGUUUCUGGAUUGCAAAGGUUAAGCCCGACCGGGUCGUAUUACCACACCCGGCCGGGUCAUCGGGUUUUGACCAAAAAAAAAAAAAACAGAGAGGCGGGCAACCUCUUCCGCCCCUUUCUUCCUUUUCCUCCAUUUACGAAACCCCCCAAUUUCCUCCAUUUUCAUACACCACAAACCUCAACACUCUGUCAUUUUCCCUACAAAUCCAUCAAACCAGGGGCGGAUCCAGGAAUCUUAGAUGCCCUAGGCUGAAUAGAAAUUAUACUAGACUUAAAUAUUAAAGGGGUGGGCUAAAUGCAAAAAAUGAAAAAAUUUACACUAAAAAAAUUGAAAAAUUUCUAAGUUGCCCUGGGCUUCAGCCUACCAUAGCAUGUACAUAGAUCCUCCCCUGCAUCAAACAAACCCCUUCUCUUUAUCUCCUCAUCACCCUCUUCAUUCCUACACCCACAAAACAAAAAAAAACGAAAAACCUUAACCCCCUUACUCCAAAAACAACAAAAGCCCAAAUUUCCUACACCAAAACUAAAGAAAUGACGCCAAAAAGGGCAAAGAGAUUCAUCCUCUUGGACAUCUCGGACACAAGCACUAGGGACAGUGCUUUGAUUAGCUUGGGGGGAGAGUUUCAUGGAAUACUCACAUUCAUACUCUUUGUUCUUUUUCCCAAAAAAAAGAAAAAAAAAGGAAAAAAAAGAAGAAGAAAAAAAAGCUUGUUAAGUUGAAAAACUGAAAAGGCAACUUAAGCAAAAAUAAAGAAAAAAUAAGAGUAAGUUGUGAGGAUUAAAACAGAAAAAUGUGGGAAGCUGGGAUGAAAACCCGAAAGGGCACCUAGGCAAAAUGAGAGAAUGAGAGCAAGUAUUUUCUUUUUGCAGGAUCCUAAGGGUAACGGAAAAAAAAAUUGAGGUUGAUAGAAAAUAUGGAGUUAAAGAUCUCUCUUUACUCUUAUAUUUUUGGGGAUACUUUUGUAUUGUUCUAAAUACACACUUGGAUGUUUGAGUUGAUACUCUUGUCAUUUAAGGACUUCUUGGACAUGAUUUGAUUUACUCGAGACGAGUAAAGGUUCAAGUGUGGGGGUGUUUGAUAUGCACUAAUGAGUAGUGCAUAAGUGUGUGUUUUUUGUGUUUGAUUUGUGUGUAUUGUUUAUCGUUUUAUUUAUAUUUUAGUUUGUAAACAUCUGUGUGAUUUUAGUUGUAAUUGUAUUUUAAUCAUUAUUUGUAAAUUGUAAAGUAGAAUUAGGAAUUAUGGUGUUGGAAAGGGAGACUUUGAAGUGAAGAAAACAAGAAAUUUGACUGCCCAGGAGCAAAACCCGACCGGGUAGAAAUCCUCACCCGGUCGGGUAGGAUUUAACAACCGAAGAAGUAAGGAAACUGCCAGACCCGGUCGGGUCCCCUACUUGACCCGGUCGGGUCAGACAUGAACCGGGACAAAACGACGUGCCGAAGAGCACCAGAACGUGGAGAAUAUCUGAUUUUGACAUUUACCCGGUCGGGUAUGCCCAUUUACCCGGUCGGGUAAAUGCCCCAGGGUGUUGAAAACACCUAUAAAUAGUCCCAUUUUCCUUCACUUUUAAUCAAUCCCUUCUUCCAUACUCUUAAGCUCAGUUUAGAAUAGUAUUUCUUUUAUAUUUUUAUAGCAUGUUUAGUCUCCAAAUGAGGAGCUAAACUUCCAUUUCUUGGUGUUGCUCUUGAAGCUUAAUGAUUAUUAAAGUUGUGAGUUAUUUUCUUAUCUUCUUCCCUUGAAUAUUAAUUAUUCUCUUAAUCUAUCUAUAUAUUAAUGUUGGGGAGUGUUGCUAAGAUGACAAUUAGUUAACAUCUCGACAUUAGUUAUAGUAGUAUCUAUUUUCUUCCUCUAUAUAUUAAUGUUGGGGAGUGUUGCUAAGAUGACAAUUAGAUAACAUCUUGACAUUAGUUAUAGUAGGAUCAUUCAUAUUUAAUCUUCUUCCUUGAAUAUUAAUUCUUCCCUUAAUCUAUCUCUAUGUUAAUGUUGGGGAGUGUUGCUAAGAUGACAAUUAGUUAACAUCUCAACAUUAAUUACUACUAGAAACGUUCAACGAACCGAUGGUUAAUCGUUGAUGGUUUCACAAGUAAGUAACUUCGGUUUAUUAAUGCACGGUCGUGGUUAAUAAACUUAAGAGGGAUUAAUUUUGUUGGUUAAACCGAAACCGUUGUGUUGAGGUUAUCAAUCUCAAUUGAUUUCAUCAAGGAGUUAAGAGAUUAAAUGCUACUAUCAAGUCGGUAUAUGGCGGUGUUCUAUACUUGACUGAUAGUAAGGGUUAUUAAUGAACGGUCGUUGUUAAUAACUACCCUCGAUGAAUUGGAUAUACUCCUCGAUUGAGUAUUCGAGAGGGGAUAAGUUAUAGAUAUAACAAUGAUCGACUAAAAUGUAUCAACAAGUGGAAAGUAGCAAUGCCAAGUUCUUCUUAUCUUUGAAUUAAAUCACAUUUAAGUCCUUCAUCUUAGUAUUUAAUUAAUUAAAUUCCAACAAUACCAAAACCCCCCUUUUGUUUACUAGUUUUAUAAAAAAGAGAAUUGUUUCCUUUCCCUGUGGAUACGAACUCUACUACGCUAUACUACGUAUAAGUGGUAGUAUUGAAUUUAUUUUGACGCACCGUGACAAAGUGCACGUCAGUAUCAUCCAUCAAAGUGCAUAUAGGUAACAAGGGCAAACGCAGUCCUUGAGGUGUGUUUAACCUCCAUCAAAUUGCAUAUAGGUAACAAGGGCAAAUGCAGUCCUUGAGGUGUGUUUAACCUCCAUCAAAUUGCAUAUAGGUAACAAGGGCAAAUGCAGUCCUUGAGGUGUGUUAACCUCCAUCAAAGUGCAUAUAGAUAACAAGGGCCCGUGUAGUCCUUGAGGUGUGUUAACCUCCAGUAAAUUACACAUAGGAUGAGGGUGUAUGCGUACUCCUCGAGGCGGGGUUAACCCGGAAAUGAAAACUAUGAUAGCAAGGACGGAUAGUCCUCGAGGUAGGUGAACCUCGAAGUAAUGAUUUUAUAUGAUUAAACGUGCUUGAUCGGGAACGAGUUUCCGGUAGAAUAUUUUCCUUGGUCUAGGAAUUGAUUUAAACCAUGUCCGUGAUAUGGGAGUCCGAAGGGGCCCACAGUAAUUAUAUUUUGAUAUCGGGUGAGUCAGCCUGCGGGUGACUCCACUCGAGGGUAAGAUAUAGGAAAGGUGAAUUUAAUGAGGCUGUUACGCCUAAAUGAUUUGAAAGACAAACGGGCCCACGGGCCGGAUAUUUUACUCAUAUGUAUAUAUAUAUGUAUACAUUUUGUUUUGAAAAGGGGUAGCUAAGAGUUAUGCCCAUAAAUAUACUAUCACCCUAUUUUGAGGGUCUCACGUGAGAAACGUUAGUUACAUACAGUUUGCCCUCACCAGUACUUUUUUGUAGUACCGAUCUCUCGGGGGAACCACCCUUUCAGGUUGAAGCUAGAGCUUACUUCCUGCACCCGUUGCUCGGGAGAUCGAUGGAGAGAAGACGUGGUUCGUGCUUCCUCUCGUUCUAUUUUUAAAUAAUUAAAUAAUGCUCAUGAAACUAUUUUCACUUAUAAAUUAAUGGAGCCUGCGAGCUCUUGUUUUACCCUUGUGUGAGUUCUUACUAAACACUUAUAUUCCGC
Cuscuta epithymum is the source of this 8265-nucleotide messenger RNA. Lineage: Eukaryota; Viridiplantae; Streptophyta; Magnoliopsida; Solanales; Convolvulaceae. The record is from the annotation of a GenBank genome assembly.